CUCUCCCGCCCGGCCGCCUCUGCAGCGCCGAAGCCGGAGCCUCCUCCAGCAUGUUCCAGUGGAAGAAAACCGUCUACAAAAGUGUCCUGUUCUCCUUUGUGCUGGUGGUCACAGUGACGGUGCUGCAAAGAGGGAUGACACCCAGUCAGCUCCUCCAAGGCCAGCAACCGAAAGAAUUUCUUUCCCAAGAGCCUGUCAAAGCUCAGAAGAGGGAUAACGUCCUCUCGGUCGCCAACAACUUCUGGAAGAAGGAGGGUUCUGUUACCAAAGCCGCUGAAGCGACGGAGAAGCAGGUGAGAACUUGGGACAUCACCACCACCAACUGCACUGCCAACCUCAACUUCAGCAAAGACGACUGGUUCAAAGGGCUGGAGCCCAAUUUCCAGCAGUUUUUGCUCUACCGGCACUGCCGGUACUUCCCCAUGAUCAUCAAUCACCCGGAGAAAUGCAGUGACGACAUCUACUUGCUGGUCGUGGUAAAGUCAAUCAUCACCCAACACGACCGCCGGGAGGCCAUCCGGAAGACGUGGGGCCGAGAGAAGGAGGUGGAUGGCAAGAAGAUCCGCACGCUCUUCCUCUUGGGCGUUGCUUCCAAAGUAGAGGAGAGGGCGAAUUAUCAAAAACUGUUGGAAUACGAGAACCACAUUUAUGGCGACAUCUUGCAGUGGGACUUCUUGGACAGCUUUUUCAACCUCACCCUGAAGGAAGUUCAUUUCCUCAAGUGGCUCAACAUCUACUGUGACCGUAUCCGGUAUAUAUUCAAGGGGGACGAUGACGUGUUCGUCAGCCCAAACAACAUCUUGGAGUACCUCGAGGACCAAAAGGCGACUGACCUGUUUGUGGGAGAUGUCCUCUACAAGGCUAGGCCCAUCCGCAAGAAAGAAAAUAAGUACUACAUCCCCAAUGCGUUGUAUAGCAAGCCCCAUUACCCACCCUACGCGGGAGGAGGUGGCUUCGUCAUGGACGGUCUACUGGCCCAAAAACUCCACAAGGUCUCGGAAACCCUAGAGCUGUAUCCGAUUGACGAUGUGUUCCUUGGCAUGUGUCUGGAGAUUUUGAAGGUGACGCCGGUGGCGCAUGCAGGCUUCAAAACCUUUGGUAUUGUGAAAAACAAGAACAGCCGGAUGAACAAAGAGCCUUGUUUCUAUCAAAGCAUGCUGGUGGUUCAUAAACUCCUGCCCCCGGAGCUACUCCAGAUGUGGGAUUUGGUUCACAGUAAUUUAACGUGCUCCAGAAAACUCUACAUUCUUUAGCUCUCCUUAUCUGUGAAGGACCCCUUGGUUUCCGGAGAAUAAUAAUUCUGGGCAAACUCCCAGCAUCCUCUUUUCCAGCUGCGUGAAGAGG
Messenger RNA from Eublepharis macularius, 1344 nucleotides. RefSeq names its product UDP-GlcNAc:betaGal beta-1,3-N-acetylglucosaminyltransferase 7 (gene B3GNT7). Gene Ontology annotation, molecular function: hexosyltransferase activity. The transcript is spliced from 2 exons. The coding region runs from base 51 to 1253 and encodes 400 amino acids. Gene Ontology annotation, cellular component: membrane. Lineage: Eukaryota; Metazoa; Chordata; Lepidosauria; Squamata; Eublepharidae. The record is from RefSeq and is a predicted model, not a curated record.